AUGCCGUCUCCUGCUAUAUACUGGCCCGAGGACGGCAUAGAGAACCUGGAGGGCUACUCUUCUGGAGGAUAUCAUCCAACAUAUAUUAACGACGAACUUUCAAAUGGGAGGUACAGGAUCGUCCAUAAGCUGGGAUAUGGUCCUUAUUACACUGUCUGGCUUUCUCGCGACCAGGAAAAAAAUCGCUACGUCGCAUUGAAAAUUGUGAUUGCCGAUGUCUCGGAAAGAAGCCUAGAGUCAAAAAUACUGCAGCAUCUUCAAGCUGGAGACGUCAGCCACCCGUGGCGUGAAUAUGUUUCUUCAUUGCUUGACAAUUUUUCCUUCAAUGGGCCAAAUGGGCAACACAUGUGCCUCGUGAGUGAGGUCGCUGGCUGUAGCAUUGCUGAAUCCAAGGAGAACAGCCCCAAUUUUAUGUUUCCUCUGCAUAUAGCUAGAGCAAUUGCCGCUCAAGUUACUAUGGGAUUGGCUUAUAUGCAUUCCAAUGGGAUUGGGCACGGAGAUCUUCAUGCUCGCAACAUUCUUCUUCAGCCUAUUGACUUCGAUACCCUAAGUAUCAAAGAAAUGUAUCAGCGUUUUGGCGAUCCUUUCAAGGUCCCUGUUUCGCGGGUAGACAAUGGCCACAUCCAGCCAUGUGCACCUACGUACGCCGCCAUACCUAUGAACCUGAUCGUAUCAAGCGAUCAGGUUGCAAGUUGCAGGGUUAAAAUCACUGAUUUUGGGUCUGCCUUCUUUCUUGGCCAAGAGCCAAGGACGUUGCAUACUCCAACUGCCUUGCUUCCUCCUGAAGUAUUUUUUCAGGAAGCCAUUAGUUCAUCUGCUGAUAUAUGGACUCUUGGUUGUACUCUUUAUGAUAUUCUUGGCGAACGGCCUCUCUUCGAAACAUGGGCAGGCGAUCCGGAUGAUGUGCUUGGAGAGAUGGUAAGUACGCUGGGUAAGUUACCAAUGAGAUGGUGGCAGAAGUGGGAAAAGAGACCAGAGUUUUUCCUCGAGAAUGGCACCUGGAACCCGAAUUUCAACCGAAUCCAGACACCUGGUUUUAGGUCCUUGGAUCAACGACUAUGGCAAAUGGGAAGGGGGGAGACUCUUCAGACCUGCGAGCUUGAAGAAAUGGAGAUGGCUAGUCUGAAGGAUCUGCUAUUGGCAAUGCUAGCAUAUGAACCAUCUGAUCGUAUAUCAGCAAAUGAUGCAAUGAAUUCUAGGUUUAUGCUGAGUUGGGCGCGUCCUGCAUUGGCAAGGCUAAACUCCUAA
Talaromyces rugulosus is the source of this 1248-nucleotide messenger RNA. RefSeq lists its product as uncharacterized. The coding region runs from base 1 to 1248 and encodes 415 amino acids. The record is from RefSeq and is a predicted model, not a curated record. Gene Ontology annotation, biological process: protein phosphorylation; regulation of mRNA processing; spliceosomal complex assembly. Gene Ontology annotation, molecular function: ATP binding; protein kinase activity. NCBI's taxonomy places the organism in Eukaryota, Fungi, Ascomycota, Eurotiomycetes, Eurotiales, Trichocomaceae. The transcript is spliced from 2 exons.